Messenger RNA from Thunnus maccoyii (southern bluefin tuna), 2689 nucleotides. It is a transcript of the gene gas2a, whose product is annotated as growth arrest-specific protein 2. The record is from RefSeq and is a predicted model, not a curated record. The transcript has 8 exons. Gene Ontology annotation, biological process: actin crosslink formation. Gene Ontology annotation, cellular component: actin filament. Gene Ontology annotation, molecular function: cytoskeletal adaptor activity; actin filament binding; microtubule binding. NCBI's taxonomy places the organism in Eukaryota, Metazoa, Chordata, Actinopteri, Scombriformes, Scombridae. Bases 530 to 1549 code for a protein of 339 amino acids.
CGGUAUUCGGGAUUGUUUGCUUCAUGAUGAUCGUCAUGAAUUGCUUACCAUUUAUUUAUAACAGUGUCAUUAAGAUUUAGUCACUCACUCAAAGAAAACAGCUGUAACAGAUUUGACAUAUUCAAGGUCGGUUAUGGGCACACAUUGAGGAAAAAAAAUCCAUUAAAUCAAACUGUAUCGAAGGAUUGAAUUCCUCGGCCUGACCUGCUGAAUUCAGUCCAGAAAUGUCAAAUUGAGGCAACACAAAGAGAAGAGGGGAGGGGGAGGCACUGCCAGCAGGAUCAAACUUCCCUCCCAUCAGCAGCAGCAGCAGCGUGCUGUGAGUGUAUAUGUGUGUGUGCAGUCAGAUCCUUGUGCGCAGUGAGAAAGACCUCCCCGGUCCACAUUGGUUCAGUGUUUUGGAGCUCUAACCUGUGGGUCGGUGCACCGCUGUAAAAGGCAUGAAAACUGGGAUCCAGCAGCUCAGAGGACGAGUGAGAGGAAGGUGCGCACCAGCGAGCUGAACCCUCAGGGCCGUCGAUAGGGAACCAUGUGCACCUCCCUGAGCCCCAAACAGCCCAGUGGGCCCGGCCUGACAGACAUGCAGCAGUACCACCAGUGGCUGGCCAGUCGACAUGAAGCCAGCCUGCUUCCCAUGAAGGAAGACCUCGCCCUGUGGCUCACUAAUAUGCUCGGCCUGGAAAUCACCGCUGAGAGCUUCAUGGACCGCUUAGACAAUGGCUUCCUGUUGUGCCAGCUGGCUGAGACACUACAGGAGAAGUUCAGGCAAAGUAAUGGAGACCUGCCUGCCCUUGGCAACAGCAAGACUAUUCCAUAUCGGAGGAUACCAUGUCGACGGAGUGCUCCCUCUGGCUCUUUCUUUGCACGGGACAACACAGCCAACUUCCUGGCCUGGUGUCGUGAGGUUGGCGUUGGAGAAACGUGUUUGUUCGAGUCAGAGGGUUUAGUUCUUCACAAGCAGCCACGAGAAGUGUGCCUCUGUCUGUUAGAGUUGGGGCGGAUUGCAUCCCGGUACAAUGUGGAGCCUCCUGGCCUUAUAAAACUGGAGAAAGAGAUCGAACAAGAAGAGAGAGCACCUCUACCUCUUCCAUCACCUGUAUCACCAGUUCAGCCUCUCCCUCAAUCUCCCUCAUCAUCUCCUUCCCCAUCUCCGUCCCCAUCCCCGACUCCCACCAAGACUCCCACCAACAGUUCCAGCAAGAAAAGUACAGGGAAGCUGUUGGAUGAUGCCGUAAGACAUAUCGCUGACGAUCCCCCCUGCAGGUGCCCGAAUAAAUUCUGUGUAGAGAGGCAGUCGCAGGGUCGAUACCGUGUUGGGGAGAAAAUGCUUUUCAUACGAAUGCUGCACAACAAGCACGUGAUGGUGCGCGUUGGUGGAGGCUGGGAGACCUUUGAGAGCUACCUGCUGAAACAUGACCCAUGCCGCAUGCUCCAAAUCUCUCGGGUGGAGGGCAAGAUGUCCCCCGUCAGCAGCAAGUCCCCCAACAUCAAGGACCUGACACCUGACAGCUACCUGGUAGUGGCGGCCCACUACCGCAGCAAAAAGUGAAGACAUGAGACUGAAAAGUGCCAUCGAUGAAAGGAUGAGGAGGAUGAAUGAUUGCUGUUGUUUACUCAGAAGCCAGGUGGAACGUGGCUGUGCGAUAUAAUCCUGUUCAUAAAAAUAUUAAGGUUACACACACAACAGCAUCCAUGAAAAGCAGACUUGUGUAAGUGAUGUAUGGGCAUACUUUUAGAGUUAAAUGAAUGUUUGUGAUCAGAUUAAGCCUGGAUUCAAACAAGUGGGCAAGUGAAGUUGUACAUUUUCUUGGGAUUUGUUUUCUCAAUUACUUACUGUAUUUUAACCAAUAUAUCGCGUACAAUAUGUGAAAUACAUUUUUUUAUUUUUUAGCCUCCUUCUGGGAAAAAAUAUCAGCUUUCAAAGUUUUAGGCACCGUGCUUCUUUCUAUCUCUUGAUAUCUUUAAUUAGAAAAAGCAAAAUUACUUUAGUAAAUGAUGUUACUGAUGGUAAAAACAUCAGUCAUCGGGCCUGCAGUACCUGGUUAUAUUAAACAUGUUAAACCAGAGUUUCUCUGAGUGAAUUUAGGCAAGUGGUGCCGAAUGCAAGACUGACAAAGUAUUCUUUUACCCUGGUAAUCAGACUGAUUUGCCAUUUUGUUUCACUUCAUUCUUCAUUUAUUUGAAUACCUGAGAUGUGGGCAGCAGGAAACCACAUUAACUUUUUUUUCACUGAGGCAAUAUAUUGUUUCCCCUUUUUUUCAUUUGCCAUUUGGUUGAUGGUGUUAUCCAAAAUGCCAUGACUAUGACCAUAUUCAAACUGCAAAUUGGACUAUAAACUUUUACAUUACAGUAGAAGAUUAAGUGAAAAUCUAUUAACCAAAAGAAAAGUAUUAAACCAAAGCCUGACAGGAUAAUCUACCAAAUUUCUUCUUGGUCACAAAAUGUUGCUUUUUAUACUGUAUUUCUUAUUAGGUUAACAAAAAGAAGCAAUGCUUAGAUCGUUUACAUGUCGAAUAACUAUUCUAUGCAAUGCAUUUUUGUACUAUUAUCAUUUUAAUCAAUUAAUUAUUAGAGUAUAUUCUGUUUUACAUACUUUCUGUUGUAACGACAUAGACAAUCACCUGUACAAGAUGCAGUAUGUAUAUAAAUUGAAUUGAAUGUAUUAUUGAUAAUACAGUUGAUUUACUCA